Molecule: messenger RNA, 3421 nt
Organism: Carassius gibelio (silver crucian carp)
Lineage: Eukaryota; Metazoa; Chordata; Actinopteri; Cypriniformes; Cyprinidae
Product: transmembrane protein 82
Exons: 7
Coding region: 210-1229 (339 amino acids)
Source: RefSeq, a predicted model, not a curated record
AUCAGGAACAGGCCUCCGAAAUAAUUAUGAAAAUACAUUAAUGGAUUAAUAUUGUGUGGCUGUAGAGAAACAAAUCAUACAGUUGUAAAAGCUGAUCAAGGACUAAAUGACCUUUGAGACUUUGCUACCAAACCUCCAACUCUAAUAUCUUGAUAAAGGUUAAACGUGAGUGAAGAUCGCAAACGCAACUGAAAAUAACAAAACAAGGCAUGUUGUCCUUCAUUUCCCGGUUUGUGCCAAGUGUUCCUUCUUGUCUAACACUAAGUGCUCUUCCUCUACAUAGCGUUUUACAAGGGCUUGUGGGUGCUUGUGGAAUCUGGGUUCUUCGUAACCUUUUAAAAACUUACUUGUAUGUUGAGGCACAGAGUAUCACAGAUCAUGAAACAGACAUUAAACGAAGGAACAGACUAAAUGGCGGACUAAAAGAGAAAAUCCAGUUCUGGAUCCUAACUGUGGUUCUUUCUGUUGUGGGCUCUCGUGUUGCAUCACUAAUAGUUUUAGAGUUCUCCCUUAGAGCCAUUUCAGCACGGAUCACAGGAGGAUCAGACUCAAUAAUGGACCCAUUGUUACUGCUGAUUAUCCAGUGCCAGUUCUCCUUGGGCUGCGCACUAACCUGCAGCCUAAAUUUCCUCCAUGAGGGGGCACCGCAAGGCUGGCUAAGCCUUCUCCUUGCAGUUGGACUGAGCUGGUUCUUGGCAAACAGGUGCAGCAGAGUAUGGCGACAUGUUAAUACAAUGUACCCAAUACACAGUUCACAGCGCUAUUGUGGACUUUGUAUUGGACUAUUAACCACUGGCACUUCUAUAUUAGCCUGGCUCUGCGUUGCCCUAAUUAUAACUUUUAGUGUAUCUGGAAUUGCUGCCAUAUCAAACAUAAACCAGCACUUUCUAUCAACCACUGAAGCUCUGAAAUUUUGGACCCCACUCACAAUCUGCUACACUCUUCUGGUUGUGAGCAUGAAUGAGGAUCGACAUCAACCGCCCGGCCAACAGAUUCUCAAUACAGUCUUUGUGCGCCUGGGUGGGCUUUUUGUGUUACUGAUUACAGUGGGCAGCUGGUCAGAUGUGCUCCAUGUUCUAAUCUGCUUCAUUGGUGAAGCUGUGUGCCUGUUACCGUCUCAAGACCUUUUGGAAGCCAUAUAUCAGCAUGUCACCUAUGUGUCUAAAGGCCCGUUAAAAAGCCACAGAAAACGGGAGGAACAAGGGACAUUGGAAAGGAAACUGGAAUAGGCUUGGAUGAAAACAAACUUGACUUAUGUAUAAGCCUAUUUAUAUACUGUACACACACACAUUCUCUUCAAAAUACAAUCUAGGUCGUAAACAUAAUCCCAUGAGGGUCUGUUGUUUGUCUGAAAAAUUCACAUUUUAGUAAAGAUUAUUAAUAUUUAAAGUCCAUUUAGCUUUACUCCAGUUGCAUUUUAGUACUGCCUGAAAAAUCUUAUGAAUAGCUUCCAUUAUAAUAAAUAUAACUAUUCAGUGCAAUGAAUUGCAUUCCCUCUAUACCUAAAUACUUUUUUUUAAUCAAAUAUAUAAUUAGAGAACUUAACGAGAUUAAAUUAAAUUUCAUUUCUUGCCACAAACGAUAUUUAUUCUGAUUAUCUAGCCUAUGCCUUGAAUAGGUACAGAUAGUUGUAUUUGCUAGGGUCACCCAGGCAUUAUAAUAAAGGUAACUAAUACAACAAAAACAGCUCAAAGAAGCAAUUACACUCACUAAAUAAAUGCGUGUUGUCUUGUAACAUUUUUGAGCCCUUAGAAGCCUCCAAGUGCUAAAGAGGUUAUACUAAACUUGAACCCAAAAUAGCUCCACUGGAAACAAAAUGGCCGUGGCGCUGUUAUUUCUUUUGUUGUGUUUUUUUUUCCUACACUAGGUUAUGCUCAAAAUGGCGUCAUAUUUCAAAGAACAUUCUUUCAAUAACUGGCGCCAAAAAUUAACAUCUGAACAUUCACGAACAUCGAGUGUGUGGUCUGUUUGUGACGCGGGCAUGCAAUCUGCAAGUGUUUAAUUCUCCACGGUGAGGCUGUUCCAGGGUGUUUUAAAGCGCUCCAACACACAAGCUCAAACCAUUUCUCUCAAACGCAUUCCACAUUCUGUCGCUGUUUUGUUUAUAAUCCCGUUGUUUCCUCUGUCGAAUAAACACAUUAUAAUUAUUUUUUUUUUUUUAGCAAUUUAGCAGUAAAUGUCUUCAUGUCCUUAGAAGUUUGCCACACCGUCUUGUGGUGCUUGGAAACAGGAAGAAGAAAAGAAUAUUGUUGUCCAAGUAUCCAGGGGAUUCAUUUAUUGUAUAACAUGCAACAAUAUUGUUUAGGCCUAACGUGCGCGUUUGUAUUUCCAACGUGCAACCAAUCCCAAAUCCACUGUCAAAGAAUUACAUUUUAUUAGUUCUACUCCAUAAAUAUUAAGGAUUUAGGCAGAUCCAGAAAGUCCAUGCAAUUCCAGUGAAGCCUCAAGACUGAAUCUGAAGAUUAUGUGGCUUGCUCAAGAUCCAGUUUGAGAACCAGCUCCACCUCAGUACAAGUUCCAGAAUUUUCUGCCAGUCUGAGGGUUUGUAAUUGCUCUUUGUCAAAACUCUAUGUGGGCGUGUAAAGCGCACGCGCCAUUCAUCCAUUGCAGUCCCUGUUUUGCCGCAUUCUAGCGCAUGCGUACAUCAGAUCUCACGCCUCGUGCAUAGUUGGAAAACUGUCAAAUGUUUGUUUUAAUAAGGAAAUGUUAUAUGAUUGGACAUUAUAUUUGGGUGUUUCUUCAGUACAGCAUUUGAUUGCAACAAGGUGAUUAAUCAUCGCCUUUAUUUACAUUUUGGACAGUUGAUCCUUUUAUGUAAACAGGCUGUACUCAUUAAUUAUUAAGCUUACAUUCUACGCGAUGCUUGUCUUUUCAGUAACUAAUCACGCUAAAGGCAUCGUUCUCGUUGUAGUUAAGACUGGGAGAUGUCCGACCACUAAUAUCCCACAGAUACAGAUUAAACUAUUAUUAUCAUCAUGAGAGAAUCAAGUUGAAUAAGUUAUUUCUUCUAAAUACACUACUCCACUACAGAGGACCUCGCCAUGUCUUUGGUUUUGACUUGUAGAUCGUAUAUCAAACAGACAGUCCCCACCUGGAUUUUGGGAAAACAAAUGGAUGUGCAAACGUAUACAAAGCAGCAGUAACUUACUGAAACUAAUAAUACUGUCAACACCGUCCAGCCACUGACUCGCAGAUAAAAAGUUUGCGGUAAACCACAAGUCUCAUACAUUUACAACCCACGAUAACGAUUAACUUGCAUUUUAAAGACACAUUCUACAAAUAGGCUGUCAAAUUUCAAACUAAAGCAAAUGAAACCAAGUCUGACUUUUACAUUGCAAGUGUACACAGGGCAUUUAUCCAAUAAAUGAAUGUUUGUAUAUUUCAAAGUGAUUUACAAUAAAAUAUGUCAUGUCCGAUUUUA